AUAUAUAUUCACUAUAUAUUGAAUGAAUCAGAUAUCACCUUUUUCAAAUUUGUAUACAUUUAUAUAUAUAUAUAUAUACAACUUUUGAGGAUUAUGACUGAAAUACAUCCUGCUUCAUCUCUUCCUAGGCAAGAUGAAAAAGAUAUAUCGGUAACUAUAAUUAUUAGUGACCAUGGAAGUGUAACGAAAUCGGCAGAGAAGCCGGAACAAGACGAAGAUAGUAGAGAUAAUUGGACAGGUAGAUUUGAUUUUCUACUGUCAUGUUUAGGAUAUGCUGUUGGACUUGGCAACGUUUGGCGUUUUCCCUAUAAAUGUUAUGAAAAUGGUGGAGGCGCUUUCUUUAUUCCUUACUUGAUAAUGAUGGUUUUUGUCGGUAUGCCACUAUUCUUUUUGGAACUCGGUUUGGGUCAAUUUACUAGUAGUGGACCCACUACGUGUUGGAAAUAUUGUCCCAUUUUUGGGGGAAUUGGAUUAGGAAUGGUAGCAGUAUCAGCGAUGAUUGGAAUUUACUAUAAUAUGAUAAUAGCUUGGGCAGGCUACUAUUUGGUUAUGUCAUUUACAAAAAUACCAAAUUUACCUUGGGAUAACUGCGAUAAUUCCUGGAAUAGUGACGAAUGUUUUGACCGAAUAAAUCCGUGUAUAAACCUAACAAAGAAUGAUAACGGACGAUGCGAAACGCUGAAUGGAGUGAAAGGCGUUAAAUCUUCUGGAAAAGUUGUAUAUGUCACAGCAAUAGCACCAUAUAUUGUUUUAAUAAUACUUUUUGGCAAGGGAAUGACUUUAGAUGGUAUGGGAAAUGGCGUAAAAUUCUAUGUAACACCCAAAUGGGAGAAAUUAAAAGAGGCUAAAGUUUGGUACGAUGCUGCGAGGUUUGUUAUAUUUGCUUAUCUCGGUCACAUGGCUCAUAGAAUAGACAGGCCAGUUGACGAAGUUGUCGAUGGAGGAACUGGAUUGGCUUUUAUUGUUUAUCCGUUUGCUGUAACCGAAUUGCCAGGCUCUGUUUUUUGGGCCAUUGCCUUUUUCUUUAUGCUUAUCCUUUUAGGAUUAGAUUCACAGUUUGCUCUGUUGGAGACAAUAACUACAUCGAUUCAAGAUCAGCUUCCAAACUUCUUCAAAGGAAAGAAGAAAACAUUUCUUAUCAUGUUUAUAUCGCUUUUGCUCUUCCUAGUUGGCCUAUUUUUGUGUACUCAGGGAGGACCUUAUAUAUUGGAACUAUUGAAUACCUAUGUAGGUGGGUGGUCAAUUAUUACUUUAGGUAUUUGUGAAACAUCAUCUUUAAUGUAUAUAUACAAAUGGAAAAAAUUCUCGAACGACUUACACGUCAUGUUGGGGAAAAAACCUUGGAUAUGGUGGAGAAUAAUGUGGAGUUUUGUCACUCCUGCAAUUAUGUUGUUUGUUAUGAUUUUCUCGUUUAUCGACUAUUCUGGAGCUAAAUUUGGCAGUUAUAUUUAUCCUAAUUGGGCGAAUGGUGUUGGUUGGUGCCUUACAGCUAUAGUUGUUGUACUAGUGCCAGCUUACGCCAUCUACUUUUUAGUAAGAUUGGAUGAAAGGAAUCUUUUAGAGAAAUUGAAAGUGUCCAUCAGACCAACUAAAGACUGGGGUCCACGUUUGAACGAGAACAGACGUGCAGCAGGUUAUGAUCCCAUCGAAGUAAAUGAUACAGUUUUAUCGUCUCCCACAGAAGAUAAUUAUCAAGAAGCGAAUGAAGACGUAAGAGAAUCGAAAAUUGGACCAUCAUUCACAAAUCCAAGUUAUAUCAAUGAAACUUAUUUAUAA
Molecule: messenger RNA, 1776 nt
Organism: Dimorphilus gyrociliatus
Lineage: Eukaryota; Metazoa; Annelida; Polychaeta; Dinophilidae
Source: the annotation of a GenBank genome assembly